Molecule: messenger RNA, 1840 nt
Organism: Cajanus cajan (pigeon pea)
Lineage: Eukaryota; Viridiplantae; Streptophyta; Magnoliopsida; Fabales; Fabaceae
Product: guanosine nucleotide diphosphate dissociation inhibitor 2
Biological process (GO): protein transport; vesicle-mediated transport; small GTPase-mediated signal transduction
Cellular component (GO): cytoplasm
Molecular function (GO): Rab GDP-dissociation inhibitor activity
Source: RefSeq, a predicted model, not a curated record
AAGUGAGAAAGUGAGAAAGUGAGAAAGUGUGGUGUGUUUCAGAGUCACAGCGAUUAUUAUUCUUUUUUAAAAGUGUAGUGUAGUGCAGUGCAGGUCAAGGCGAGGGUCGAGUCCAGACUCCAGAUCCAUUUCUUUUCUCUCUCUCUAAUCAAAUCAAAUCAAAUCGAAUCAGUUGGGUUGCGAAUUGCGAUUGUUCUUCCUUUCUUAUUUCCAAAAAAAUAUAAAACCCUAAACUAAACUAAAUCCCGUUUUCGGCGAGAUCGAGAUCGAACAUGGAUGAAGAGUACGAUGUGAUCGUGUUGGGCACGGGUCUCAAGGAGUGCAUUCUCAGCGGUCUUCUCUCCGUCGAUGGCCUCAAGGUUCUUCACAUGGAUAGGAAUGACUAUUACGGAGGAGAAUCCACUUCACUCAAUCUUAUUCAGCUUUGGAAGAGAUUCAGGGGAGAUGACAAGCCUCCUCCACAUUUGGGCGCUAGCAGGGACUAUAACAUCGAUAUGAACCCUAAGUUUAUUAUGGCUAAUGGCAAUCUAGUGCGGGUUCUCAUUCACACCGAUGUUACUAAGUAUCUCUCCUUUAAAGCUGUGGAUGGGAGCUACGUGUUUAAUAAAUCAAAGGUUCACAAGGUGCCCUCAAACGACAUGGAGGCCUUAAAGUCCCCACUUAUGGGGAUAUUUGAAAAGCGCCGAGCACGCAAGUUUUUCAUUUAUGUGCAAAACUAUAAUGAGAGUGAUCCCAAAACCCACGAGGGGAUGGACUUGACUAGAGUCACUACUAAAGAGUUGAUAGCAAAAUAUGGCCUUGAUGAUAACACUAUAGACUUCAUUGGUCAUGCUUUGGCUCUUCAUAGAGAUGAUCGCUACUUGUCUGAGCCAGCAUUGGACACUGUGAAGAGAAUGAAGUUAUACGCGGAGUCUCUUGCACGCUUUCAAGGAGGGUCACCUUACAUAUAUCCUUUGUAUGGUUUAGGAGAGCUUCCCCAGGCAUUUGCACGUCUUAGUGCUGUUUAUGGUGGAACAUACAUGUUGAAUAAGCCUGAGUGCAAGGUUGAAUUUGACGAUGAAGGAAAAGUUGUUGGUGUCACAUCUGAAGGGGAAACUGCAAAGUGCAAAAAAGUUGUUUGUGAUCCAUCAUAUUUGCCCGGCAAGGUGAGGAAGGUUGGUAGGGUUGCAAGGGCAAUAGCCAUCAUGAGCCACCCAAUUCCCAGCACUGAUGAAUCCCAUUCAGUGCAAAUUAUUUUACCACAGAAACAGUUAGGUCGGAAGUCAGACAUGUACCUAUUUUGUUGUUCAUACACUCACAAUGUUGCUCCAAAGGGAAAAUUUAUUGCGUUUGUAUCAACCGAGGCAGAGACAGAUCAACCAGCAAUUGAACUAAAACCUGGAAUUGACCUACUAGGACCUGUUGAUGAGAUAUUUUUUGAUAUCUAUGACAGAUACGAACCGGUCAAUGAAUGUACUUUGGACAACUGCUUUAUUUCAACGAGUUAUGAUGCUACUACUCACUUUGAGUCAACUGUGGAUGAUGUUCUCAACAUGUAUACAUUGAUAACGGGAAAGGUUAUUGACCUGAGUGUGGAUCUUAGUGCUGCGAGUGCUGCAGAAGAGUAAAGAAAACUGGGAUAUCUCCUUUAUGAUCUGUUGCUGAUGGUGAAUGUUAUUAACGUUUAUAAUAAAUUAUGGUAUAAAAUGUUUUCGUUUUUAAAAAAGAUUUGUGUGGCUGGGGAACUUUUCCCAUCCAGAAGCUCUGUCGUGCGUAUUAAAUUUAUGUUGACAUACAUGAUAUUAUGCCUUCUGCAGUGGUUUUAGUUUUUGGUAAUGUAGUCUUAUUUUCAUAUUGUUAA